Salvelinus namaycush (lake trout) is the source of this 1377-nucleotide messenger RNA. Its product is annotated as G-protein coupled receptor 135. NCBI's taxonomy places the organism in Eukaryota, Metazoa, Chordata, Actinopteri, Salmoniformes, Salmonidae. Gene Ontology annotation, cellular component: membrane. The record is from RefSeq and is a predicted model, not a curated record. Gene Ontology annotation, biological process: G protein-coupled receptor signaling pathway. Bases 1 to 1377 code for a protein of 458 amino acids. Gene Ontology annotation, molecular function: G protein-coupled receptor activity. The transcript has a single exon.
AUGGAUUUCCCCGUGAACAUUGCAUUGCUUGGCACCAGCAACUCCACCGCUCCAGACAACACCUCUGGCACGGGUUUAACGCUGGAAAUAGUCACCAUAGCACCGGUGUUACACAGCUUUUUUACGAAGGCCAGUCAUGGAAACCUUACGGGCGGAGGCGACGAAAACCAACAACACAUACCCGUGCAGAGCGCGGAGGGAAACUCGGUCCUCCAGGGCAUCACGGUGGCAGCUCAAGCCUUGUUGCUCCUGGCCAUCUUCCUCCUCUCUAGUUUAGGGAAUUCUGCGGUGGUGAUUGUCAUAAUAAAACAUCGACAGCUGAGAACCGUUACCAAUGCUUUCAUCAUGUCUCUUUCACUGUCUGAUUUCUUGACGGCCGUUCUUUGUUUACCGUUCUCGUUCAUGAUGCUCUUCAGCAAAGAUGGUGUGUGGAUGUUUGGAGACCGUUUCUGCGUCGCCAACGGGUUCUUCAACGCAUGCUUUGGUAUUAUUUCCACACUGACAAUGACUCUAAUUUCUUUUGACCGGUAUUAUGCCAUCGUGAGGCAACCUCAGGAGAAGAUAGGCAGGAGGAAGGCCAUAACGCUGUUGGUGGCAGUGUGGUUAACAGCAGUGUUUUUCUCCAUUCCAUGGUACCUGGUAAUGCGAACAUCCAAGGAUCUAGUCGUCCAUAAAAGGGGCUUCUACCACUGUAUGUAUGUCUUUCACACUGGUACUUCUAGGAUGGGUACCUCUUACAGUAUAGCUUUAAUAGUGGUGUGUUAUCUCCUUCCGUUUGCGCUCAUGUGUUUCUGUCAUUAUAACAUAUGUAAGACCGUUAGGUUAUCAGAAAUAAGGGUGCGGCCGGUGACCACUUACGCGUAUUUACUCCGGUUUUAUAGUGAGAUGAGGACGGCCACGACAGUGCUGAUUAUGAUAGUGUUUAUCAUCUUCUGCUGGGGCCCCUACUGUCUGAUGGGUAUCAUCACCGCCGUGGGAGAUUACUCAUUCAACCCUGUCAUGGACACCGUGGCAAUAUGGAUGGCAUGGGCAAACGGUGCCAUAAACCCGCUCAUUUACGCAAUUAGAAACCCAAACAUAUCGAUGCUUUUAGGCCGAAGCCGAGAAGAGGGAUAUAGGACUAGAAACAUUUCUGUCUACCUAUCUACACAAACCCAAAGCAGGGAUGUAAGAACCAGGGCCGACCAAAUCAGAGACCGGUAUGUGAGCAGGCAUGGUGCAAACAGCCGGUUGUCUUCCUCCAGCCCAGCGAAUGGAGGAGAGGUCGCGAUGUGGGCUUGUAAAAACCCCGCGGUGUUCUUCUGUAGGGAUGCUCAGCCAGAUACUCUGUCCGAACCCACGGUGCCAAAAGUUGAAACUGCAGAUACAAGUCUGUGA